This is a messenger RNA of Syngnathoides biaculeatus (alligator pipefish), 2257 nucleotides long. RefSeq lists its product as uncharacterized. The transcript is spliced from 6 exons. Bases 250 to 1677 code for a protein of 475 amino acids. The record is from RefSeq and is a predicted model, not a curated record. Lineage: Eukaryota; Metazoa; Chordata; Actinopteri; Syngnathiformes; Syngnathidae.
AGACACUGAGAGGUCCGGGAGGGGCGUUCUUCCUUCCUUCCCUCCCUGUCUCCGUCCGUCUUGUCUGUCGGUCCGCGUCAAUGGCGGACGGGUAAGCCGCCGUUUCCGUGGAGAGGCGGGCGGCCGCUGCGAUGGAGCUCUAAACCCCGAGGAAAGGGCUCGCACCUCGGCUUGCGUUUAUUCAUUUAAUUUAUUUUUUUAAAUUUAUUUUUGCACUUCACCGCCCCGACCGGACGUCCGCUUCUUAACAUGGAUCCCGAGAAGACGUUGACGUUCUGUCUAGGGGUCAGGCUUGACAUGAUGACAAUGACCCUGAAAUAUGCGGAUGGAACCACCGAGGCUUCUACGGUGGCUGUUACCCAGAAGGAAUUGGAUCAACUCACGGUUCAGAAGGUGGCGAAGCAACAUGAGGGUUCUGGUAGCCAACCUGUAGUCAGUCCCAAGUACUGUCCUGGUGUAAAAAACAAUCCAGGUUACCUCUGUGAGACAGGACACUGCUGCGGAGAGACGGGCUGCUGUACCUACUAUUACGAACUCUGGUGGUUCUGGCUUCUCUGGACCGUGCUGAUCCUCUUCAGCUGUUUCUGCGCUUACCGCCAUCGCCGUGCCAAGUUGAGGAUCCAGCAGCAGCAGAGACAGAGGGAAAUCAAUCUUAUUGCCUAUAACGGAGCCUGCAACUUCCCAUCCUCCAUGCUGGAUCUCAGUUUUCUGGCCACCUUCAAAUUACCUUCAUAUGAUGAAGUAGCAGCGCGGCCCACCACGCCGCCUCCACCUUACAGCUCCGUCUUCGCCCUGCAGGGAGGGGCCAUGCUAGGCCCGAGCUCCUCCUACGCCCAUCACCACCUCCACAGUCACCCCUGCCCCCCCUACCUGGGACCGGGCUCCAGCGGCCUCGCCUCGUCCCAGAGCUCCGACAACUACACCAGCUGCUCUUGCGAGUCCUGCUCCCUGACCUCGCCGUGCAGCACCUCCUUCUCCGUCCAGGUGACGGACGAGACGUACGACAGCAGCCGCCUGUCCACACCCAGCGAGGCGGGGGGCGACGGCGCCCUCUUGCCCAGGGCGGGGGGCAACCGCUUAUCAACAUCUUCGUCCUCGACACCCUCGUCGCAGGUUCCGCUGGAUGUUGUACCUGCUCUUAGUCCAGAUGUCGUUCCCAGUCAUUCCUAUCAUGGCAAUGAGGGGAUCUCACGUCCGGCUGCCCCGGUGUCACUCCCCAUGCAACCCUACAAUAGCUCUCGUCCCUCACACCUCCCUCGCCUCCCGCUUUCACCCCUCAACCUGCUCUCUUCCCUUCCUUCCAAUCACGUCCAUCAUUUCGUCUACUCAGACCCCAUGUGUGCCACGCCUAAAGAAAGAGAGGAAGAUGCGUCUCGGCGGGCUGUCCUCACCACAAGCCUCUCCACCGUGAUGCGCCUCGAAGACGAGGACGAGGAGGAUGACGAGGAGGAUCACUUCCGCCACCGGCGCCUGACAGGAGAUUCCGGCAUCGAGGUGUGUCGCUGCCAAGUGAAGCGAGAAGACAGAGAGGACGAAGCGGUCUUCAAGGAGCGGGAGAAGCAAGACAGAGUGAACUGCUCCGUCCGAGCCAGCGAAGGCGUCCUCUCACCCCUGCUGGACGACUGCGUCCAGCAGCACGGCGACGCCGUUGUCAUCGUGGAGGCCUCGGUCGUCUAACCAGCAGCUGAAGAAGAAGAAAAGUCAGAUGUUUAUGGUGAAUGUCAGCCAUAUAGAGCAAGAUAAGUAGGUGAAAAGUUGUCACUGAAGUUAGUCUUGGAGGCGACUGGGAGGACAGGAUGAGUUACCUCCUCCUGUUUUCACCUCAAAGAGAGAGAAGGUGUUACUUGAGUGAGCCUUGAUAAUUGUUACCUCCGCCAAGUAUAAAAAGCACAAAAGUGAAAAUUUGGUGGUUUGAUAGUUAGCAGGAUUACACAAGAAAACGCGGAACCACUUCCCAGAAAACGUAGUGUGACAUCCACUAAUGAAGAACCCAUUACAUUUUGCGGGGAAGCUGGAAUAUUCCAUGUACAUAAAUUAAUUUUUCCCUUGACCUUUUGAGUCACCCCUGGUCAAAUUUAACUGUUAGUCUCCUCCAACCAUUCACUUUGUCAUGCUUUGUAGCACAAAAUGAAUUUGCGUUAGCCGUAGCUUAGCGCUAGCUAUGUGACGUCACAAACUUUUUGUGGAGGGUUAGCUCAUGGGCCAAUGAAAACCUGGUAAAUCUGUUUGCAUAUCAGAAUAAAAGAAGACAAAUACA